AUGGGGAAACUCAUUCGGCUGGAGCUUUUCAAUUUCAAGUCUUACAAAGCACACCAUGUCCUCCUAUUCGGAGAUGCGUAUUUUACGUCAAUAAUCGGACCCAACGGGUCUGGAAAAUCCAAUUCGAUGGAUGCUAUAUCCUUCGUGCUAGGAAUUAAAUCGUCACACCUACGAUCAACCAACCUCCGCGAUCUUGUUUACCGUGGCCGUGUGCUGCGAACAUCCAAGGUGGAUGGAGAACCUGCUAUUAACGGAGAGAGUGGCCAAGAAGAGGAUGAGGAUGAUAAUAUGGAUACACAGGAUGCGACUCAGAACGAUCCCAAGACCGCCUGGGUCAUGGCUGUCUACGAAGAUGAUGCUGGCGAGGAGCAGCAAUGGCGUCGCUCCAUCACCAGCGCGGGUGUCAGCGAGUACCGUAUUAAUAACCAGAUCGUAACCGCCCAGCAGUAUAACGAGGCAUUGGAAGAAGAGAACAUCUUGAUCCGCGCACGCAAUUUCCUCGUGUUCCAGGGAGACGUCGAGGCGAUUGCGUCACAGUCCCCGAAAGAUCUCACUCGAUUGAUUGAACAGAUCUCGGGCAGCUUGGAAUACAAGGCAGACUACGAAAAGCUGAAAGCAGAGGCGGAGGAGGCUGCAGAUCAGCAGACUGUCCAGCUCAAUCGUCGACGUGGAAUAAAUUCUGAGGUGAAGCAAUACCAGGAGCAAAAGCGGGAAGCCGAACACUACACGAAAAAGGCCGAAGAACGCGACCAAGCCAUUAUUACUCAUAUCUUAUGGAAACUUUUCCACUUCCAGCGUUUGAUUGAUGCAUCUAGUGCGGACAUCCAAAAGUAUCAGGAUGAGCUCAAGGAGUAUCGCCGUGGCGUGGAGGAGUUUGAGCAGAAUACUGAAGAUGCAAAGAAGGAGUACGCCCGUGUUGGCCGCGAUGUUAGCAAGGCAGAAAAGAACAUUGUGAAAAUGGAGAAGGAAAUCGAAGAGCUCGAAACUUCCCUGGUACCCAUCGACGAAAAGGUCGCCAUCACCCAGAAAAAAGUUGAGCGCUAUUCUUCGAAGAUCGCUGAGAUCGACAAAGAGCGUUCUUCGCAGUCAAGCAACGCCAAGCAGCUCGAGAAAAACCUGAAACUUGUGGAGAAGGCACAGACUCAAUGGGAAACAGAAUGGCAAAAGACCAUGAACAAGAAGGGUGGGCAGCUCGGCGAAGCUGAUCAGCAGGAAUACCACAAGCUCAGAGAAGAGGUCAGCAAGCGUUCAUCGGCGGAUCAGCUCAAUCUCGACAAUCUUCGGCGACAAAGGAAGACUGAAGCCGAAGCUGUGAAUAGCCUAAAGGGCAAAUUUGAAACUACCGAAUGGCAGCUCAAAACUCUCGAGACUGACGCCCAAAACAUGAAAGAGCGAAAGGUAUCUCUCAACGACACUAUCAAGACCACCUCGAAGGAAAUUGAUAGCAAGAAGAAGGAACUGAAUGCUCUGACUUCGGAGCGUUUGAAGGUCUCGCAGAUGAGAACGGAGUUCGAAGAGAAGCUCCAGGUUGUGUUACGGAAACUACUCGAAGCAGAUGACGGCAAGAAGCAAAACGAGCGGCAAAUUCGCGCCAAGGAGCUGAUCUCUACCCUGAAGCGGAUCUUCCCUGGUGUUAAAGGCCGUGUCAGUGAUCUCUGCAAGCCUAAACAGCGCAAAUACGCCGAGGCAGUUAGCACCGUUUUGGGCCGCCACUUUGAUGCAAUCGUCGUCGACAAUGAAAAAACCGCCAAGGAAUGCAUUCAGCAUCUUCGUGACCAGCGUGCAGGCCAAGCCACUUUCAUUCCCCUCGAAACAAUUCAGGUCAAAGCCUUCAACUCAAACCUGAAGGGUAUGCACCGCGGUAUGCGUCCUGCGAUCGAGACAAUAGACUACGAUGACUCUGUUGCACGAGCCAUCAGUUAUGCCUGUGGAAACUCCAUUGUCUGUGACGAUUUAGCCACAGCCAGGUAUCUCUGCUACGAGAGAAAUGUGGAUGCAAAGGCAGUCACAUUGGACGGUACUGUUAUUCAUAAGGGUGGUCUGAUGACUGGUGGACGAGGCGCUCAGAACAACUCCAAGCGCUGGGAAGACUCCGAAGUCGAGAAUCUUUAUAAGCUUAAGGAUAAGCUGAUGUCCGAUUUGUCCAAACUCCCGAAGAGUCAUCAUCGGGGCUCCGAGGAGGAGACUCUACAGGGCGAGUUGGUCGGUCUCGAGCAAAGACUCAACUACUCUCGAGAGGAGCUGAAGGCGCUUGAAAGAAACCUCCAGAGCAAGCGUAGCGAGCUGGACUUUGUCAAGAACCAGAUGGAAGACCUGCGCCCCAAAUACACUGAGCGGAAAGAGAACCUCGAUGAGCUAGACGAGACCAUCGAAAAUACUCAGAUCUCAGUCAGUACCGUAGAAGAUGAUAUUUAUCGCAAGUUCUGCGAGCGACUCGGAUAUGAAAACAUUCGUGAAUACGAAGCCCAGCAAGGUUCAUUGCAGGAAGAAGCUGCGCAGAAGAAACUCGAGUUCACAACCCAGAAGAGUCGUAUCGAGAACCAGCUGAGCUUUGAAAAGCAGCGAAUCCAGGCAACGGAUGACCGAAUCCAAAGUCUCAAGGCUCAAUACGAGCGUGACAUGAGCUUGGUCGAAGAGCUGAAGGGCGAACAGCAGGAGAUCAGGGAGAAGUUGGACCACUGCAGUGCCAAGCUUGAACUUUUGCACGAAAAGCUUGCGGAACAGAAGGAACUCUAUGCACAGUCUGCUGAUAAUUUGGCUGAGCAACGAAGAGAGCUUCAGAAGCGCAGCAGACAGGUUGAAACCGACUUGAAAAAUAUUAAUGCUCUUGAAGCCGAAAUUCAGCGGAAUUCGUCAAGUCGGUAUGCGCUCCUGCGGCGUUGCAAGCUUGAGGACGUUGAUCUUCCGUUGACUGAAGCUUCUAACUCCCUCGAUAAACUUCCGAUCGAUGAUUUGAUGCAGGCCGAUCCGGAUGCGAUGGAUGUAGAUGAAGCUGAUGAAAUGGAUCAAAGUCCUAUGGUGCAGGACUAUGGAAUUGAGGUCGAUUUCGAUUCUCUCGGUGAAACUCUUAAAGAGGAGGCUGAUGACAAGCUCGAAGAAGAAUUGUUGGAGAAGGUUCGUAUUCUUAACAACGAGCUUGACAAGAUGGCACCAAAUACUCGGGCACUGGAGCGUCUGGAAACUGUCGAGAACAAGCUUCGCAGUACUGAAAAGGACUUCGAAGAUGCACGUAAGCAUUCUCGGAAGGCCAAGGAAGGCUUUGAGGCUGUGAUGAAACGGCGCUCCGAUAUUUUCAAUAAGGCUUUCUCGCACAUUUCCGAGCAAAUUGGCCCGAUCUACCGUGAACUCACACGUAGUGCCAAUUAUCCCCUGGGUGGACAAGCAUAUCUGGAUAUUGAAGAUUCAGAUGAGCCCUACCUUGACGGCAUUAAGUAUCACGCUAUGCCGCCGCUGAAACGAUUCCGUGACAUGGAGCACUUGUCAGGUGGUGAAAAGACCAUGGCAGCCCUCGCUCUGCUGUUUGCAAUCCACUCAUACCAGCCGUCUCCCUUCUUCGUGCUAGAUGAGGUCGAUGCUGCUCUUGAUAACACCAAUGUGGCCCGAAUUGCAAACUACAUCCAGGACCACGCCGCACCUGGAAUGCAGUUCAUUGUCAUCAGUUUGAAGGCCGGACUCUUCCAGAACAGUGAGGCAUUGGUUGGAAUCUACCGAGACCAGGUGGAGAACAGCAGCAAAUCUUUGACGCUUGAUCUCCGCAAAUACACCUGA
Penicillium taxi is the source of this 3768-nucleotide messenger RNA. RefSeq names its product cohesin subunit SMC1. Gene Ontology annotation, cellular component: nucleus; chromosome; cohesin complex. Lineage: Eukaryota; Fungi; Ascomycota; Eurotiomycetes; Eurotiales; Aspergillaceae. Gene Ontology annotation, molecular function: ATP hydrolysis activity; DNA binding; protein binding. The record is from RefSeq and is a predicted model, not a curated record. The coding region runs from base 1 to 3768 and encodes 1255 amino acids. Gene Ontology annotation, biological process: sister chromatid cohesion. The transcript is spliced from 6 exons.